Molecule: messenger RNA, 2078 nt
Organism: Drosophila teissieri
Lineage: Eukaryota; Metazoa; Arthropoda; Insecta; Diptera; Drosophilidae
Gene: Vps33B
Product: vacuolar protein sorting-associated protein 33B
Exons: 4
Coding region: 48-1970 (640 amino acids)
Biological process (GO): vesicle-mediated transport; intracellular protein transport
Cellular component (GO): lysosome; CORVET complex
Source: RefSeq, a predicted model, not a curated record
CAUUUUGCUACCCUGCUGCAUCAGCUGUUCGUGUUGUUCGGCCAAGAAUGGAUUUGACGCUGGACAAAAAGCUGCAGGGCUUCCAGUUGGUGGCCCAGGAAAAGCUUUGUUCCAUACUAUGUUCGAUACCUGGAAAAAAAGAGUUGAUUUUGGAGCCCGACUUGAUUAAGCCACUGGAACAUGUUGUCACUGCCUCCUGGCUGAAGUUGAAGGGCAUUCAAAGGAUCUACAAACAUGAUGCCGCACAACCUUUACCCCGAUCCGCUGAUCAGGUGCACAUCUACAUGAUCCGCAGUGUUUUGGGCACAUUUCAGACGCUACUCAAGCAAUUGCAACCAGUGGCCUUGGAGGAAAUGCCGGACAUAUCCAUGAAGAUGUACCACAUAGUCUGUGUGCCCAGUUGCUACUCCUAUUUCCAAACGCUGCUGGAACAAGCUGGUCUCUACGGACUGGUGCAACUUCAUCACUUUAACUGGGACUUUAUCUACUUUGAUCAGGGAGUUCUUAGCUUGGAGCUGCCCAAUUUGUACGAGUGCCUCUACCUUCAGAGAAACACGUCUCCAUUGCCUUCGGUGGCUCAGAGCCUGCGAUUGCUUCAGAUGAUUUGCGGGCAACCGUCCUUGAUUCUUAGCUUUGGUAAUCACUCGUCGCAGCUAAUGCAAAUGUUGAAGACUCUCGGCAAACUCCCGGCACCCACCAAUCCUCCGGACUAUGGCGGCUGGCUGGUUAUCGAUCGGGAUAAGGAUUACCCCGCCAGCUUGCUUACUCCGGCCAUUUAUGCAGGUCUUCUUUUAGAAGUUUUCGAGCAACGUUCCGGCGAGAUUCUGGUAGACAAUUCCAAGAACAAGAUCAGCAGCCAGCGUGUGGAGUUGCUCCAGGGAAAGAAGCCUAAGACAGUUGUAAACUCAGCCAGCAAGCCCUGUUCCAUUCGGUUUAACUCCACCUCCGAUGAGAUCUACGGCGAUAAUCGGUACAAGCGGUUCGCACAGGUCAGCAGUUUGAUUCACGCACAAGUAAAAGCCCUGGGGUUGGAACUGCAGAAACUCAAUGACAUGCAGCUGGACGAGAUGCACGACUAUGUGGCCAGAAAGCUGCCCAAACUAACCGAGCUCAAAAGCAAAGUCCUCAGGCAUCUGAAUGCCAGCGAGAUUGUGAUCCAAAUGAUGGGAAACUUCAGGAAGCUGCAAACCCUGGAAGAGGACAUACUAAACAAUGAUUCAAGGAAGCGAUUGCUAAGCGAGAUCGACGAGCUGUUGACCACAGAUGGACAGAGAUUUAACACUCUGCGAUUGCUGUGCCUUUUGCAUCACUGCGUUGGCGUGGUGCCCGAGGAGCUGCAGAUCUUUGCGAGGAACUACUGCAAUCUGUUUGGACACCAAGAACUGGGUGUGUUCCAGCAGUUGUCGCAGGCGGGCUUAUUGCCACCACUUGUGGUGGAGAAAAAAGCGCCAAACAAGCUGCUCUCAAAUCUACCUCUUCCCAAAUUCCAGCAAACGGAGUUCCAGGCAAAUGCUAAUCGGCUAAAGCUGCUCACCUCCAGCGGAGAUGGUCAGGAUGGAGGUUCCUCGUCUAGAAGUCAAGCUAGUGGCUUGCAGUCGUGUCCCAGUUUUGUGUUCAACGGCACCUACAUCCCAUUGGUGGCGCAGCUCUGCUCCAUUUUGCUGAAAACCAAUAGUGCCGAGGAGUUAUCCUCGAAGCUGGGCAUGAUUGACGGGCUGCAUCUUCAUCUGGACAGCGGAAAAACCACGCCCAAGGCCUUUGCCAGCCAACUGAAGGCAGGCGGAGUUGCAGAUCACGAUGUUUUCCCCCUGCGCCUCAGGAAUCUCUUUGUUUUUAUUGUAGGCGGAGCCAGUUAUGCGGAAAUCGCCGCCUGCGAUUUUGUGGCGAAGCUUACAGGUGCCCAAAUAACCGUGGCAUCCGACUCUCUAAUGGCGGGCAGCGAUUUGAUCGCCACCGCCUUUAACCACUGACCAUGAAGUAACUAAGAAUCUGUGUAUCAAAUGUUUUAUAUAUAUUUUUAUACAAGCAAUGAUGACAAAGCUAGUGAUUAACAAUUUUUGAAAUUUACAACUUAAAGA